UUUUUUUUAAAUUUUUCACAAUCUGAUGAGAUGGACAGUCGAUACUCUUUCUUUAGAUACCAAAGUAUACCCAGGUAGAAGUGAUUAAGGAUUACUUUUGCGAUUGUACGACGAAAGCAGCAACUGGGGAAUCAGCAUUCUACGUAUUUAUUAGAACAGGUUUAUUUAUUUAUUGGUGAUUCCAUUUAUUUCUAGGUUAAUUAAUUUUAUUAUUUAUUUUAAUUCAUUUCAUUUUAUUUGCAUAUAUUACCAUGUCUGACGAGAUCAUUUGGCAAGUUAUAAAUCAGCAGUUCUGUGCUUUCAAGAUAAAAACCGAUAAAGAGCAGAAUUUUUGCAGAAAUGAAUAUAACGUUAGUGGGUUUUGUUCCCGUCAAUCAUGUCCUUUAGCAAAUGCAAGGUAUGCUACGGUUAAGAAUAUAGAAGGUAAGCUCUAUUUGUAUAUGAAAACGGCUGAAAGAGCACACACCCCAUCGAAGAUGUGGGAAAGAAUUCGGUUAUCCAAGAAUUAUAAUACUGCUUUAGAGCAAAUUGAUGAAAAUUUACAAUACUGGCAAAAAUUCUUAAUCCAUAAGUGUAAACAGAGAUUAACCAGAUUAACCCAAGUUGCCAUUACUGAAAGAAGAAUGGCAAUGAGAGAAGACGAAAGACAUUAUGUUGGUAUCAAACCAAAAGUUAAAAGAAGAGAAGAAAAUAGAGAAAGAAAAGCUUUAACAGCUGCUAAAAUUGAAAAAGCCAUUGAAAAAGAAUUAUUAGACAGAUUGAAAAGUGGUGCAUACGGUGAUAAACCUUUGAAUGUUGAUGAAAAUAUUUGGAAAAAAGUUUUGGGUAAACAAUAUGAACAAGAAGAUGAAGAUGAAGAUGAAGAAGAUGACGUUGAAAUUGAAAGUGGUGAUGAAGAUAGUGAUGUUGGUGAAGUUGAAUACGUUGAAGAUGACGCUGAAGAUGAUUUUGUCGAUUUGGAAGAUUUAGAAAAAUGGUUAGGUGAUUCUUCUGCUUCUGAAUCCGAAUCGGAUGAUGAAAGUGAUGAUGAUUCCAAAUCUAAACAUAAAAAACGUUCUACUACCGAACAAGGUCCUAAAGAUAAGAAAAGAAGAAGACCAAGAAUUGAAGUUGAAAUUGAACAAGAACAAGACCAAGAUCAACUCCAAACAAACAUCGCUGCUUAGUCUAGCCCUUCAUUCUCUUCUAGUGUAUAGUAUUAAUAUAUCAUAAUGUAACUAUCUGUCA
Molecule: messenger RNA, 1227 nt
Organism: Hyphopichia burtonii NRRL Y-1933
Lineage: Eukaryota; Fungi; Ascomycota; Pichiomycetes; Serinales; Debaryomycetaceae
Gene: MAK16
Product: ribosome biosynthesis protein
Exons: 1
Coding region: 252-1166 (304 amino acids)
Biological process (GO): maturation of LSU-rRNA; maturation of 5.8S rRNA
Cellular component (GO): preribosome, large subunit precursor; nucleolus
Source: RefSeq, a predicted model, not a curated record